AUGAGGGAGAUUAUGAGCAAUGGCCGCGAAAUUCAAGUAAUGAAAGGCUGGAGCCAAACCGAGGGUGCGGCAGUUCACCAGGGAUUAGCAUCACCAACAGAGUACAGUAGUCAGCGUGCAGAAUGGAGAGUUCCUAUCAACCGCAAAGUCGAGGACUUGUCGGCGGCCAUCGAGUCUCUUCAACCUGGCGAUUCAACAACCUCACCCCAAGAAGUCAGCUGGAAAGAUGUGUUCAAUUCCAUUGAAGAAGCAAAAAACACAUAUGAAAAAAAGGUCGAAGAUAAUCGAUUCAGAGGAUGGAUCAGGAAAGGCGACGUAGCUAUAGAUAUUUUAGAGCGCCUUUCCGAAGCUAUCCCUGACGAGAAUGGCCUCAGCGUCCUCAAAACAGGCCUGGUAUUCAUUUUUCAGUCGUGCCGAAAAAGACUUUCUAACGUGGGGAAUAUCCUACAAGAACUUGACGACGCUCCCGGUGUCUUGGCUAGUGUCUAUCAGAUAUGCGAUGUCUAUCGUGAAGAAAUAAGACUGAAGAAUUUGGUUUGGGAUUUUUAUGGGAUCCUAGUGGACUGUCUUUCAGAACUCUUGACAAUUUUGAAUCGCACAUAUAAAGAUGCAAAUGUUUUCAAAAAGUUUGUUAAGCAGAUCCCCGAAGUAGAGGCUGCGAAGAUAGGCGAAAUCUCCAAGAGGAUCAAUAAGGCAAAGCAGGCAGUCUUCGAAGCUACGGCCCAUUUGGACCGACAGGUAUGGCAAGAGACGAAGGCGUCGGCGCAGCAAGGGCGCAUAGCAGCGGAGGCUACUCGCAAGACAGCUCAUGACAUCAAAGCCAGAGUAGCAAACUUACAACAAGAAACCAGUGAAGGUCACUAUAAGCUGUCUUCACAGGUGGACCAGUUCCGUUCUCAAAUGAUAGAAUCCGCUAAUCAGAUGGGCGACCAACUUGCACAAACUAAAAGACAGAUAGCAAAAGAGGGAGAAGAGAGGAAGCAGUUUGAGGCAGGACUACAAAGACUGGUCGAUGCGUUGCCAGCAUCGAUUCAUGAGCAGCUUCAGAGCGCUUUGUAUCAGUUUGUUGCUGAUUCAAUCGUUCAACGACAACUUUUUGCGCUCCCUCCCAAUAUCAUUUCUCCUUAUCCAGCAUCUCAGCCUCUUGUUCAAUAUGCACCAGCCCUAAGUGAGGGUGAUAUCAUCAACUUACUGCAAACACCUGAUCCGAUAGGCGAUGCGGAUCGUAUCCUACGCAAGGAAAGCCUGAUGAGUGAUGAGGCACUGGGAUACGCUACAUUACUGAGGCAGAAACGUCAGUUCAAGGAAUGGCUAUCAGCAGACUGGCCGAGCCUAGUGCUUGUUGACGGUUGUAGCCGUGGGGAGAGUGUAGGACGAACAUCCCCAAUGUCCUACUUCACUGCUUCAUUUGCCUCAACUCUUAUUCAAGCUCAAACUGGUAUUGUGCUACAAUUUUUCUGCGGCCAUCAUACUGAUCCACAGAAAGAGAAUUCAGGACCCAAGGGUCUCUUACGGAGUAUCAUCAGCCAACUACUUCUAUACCCGAAAAGUUAUAACUUGUCGCUCAAUUUUGUUGAUCAAAGUUUGUACGACGCUGUAGCGGCAAGCAACACGGAGGCACUCUGUUUCUUUUUUGAGAGACUGUUCUGGCAGAUACAACCGGACACUAUAAUCUACGUACUUGUAGACAGCAUUUCGGAUUUUGAGUCUGAUCUUCACGAUUACGGGGAAAGGAUGGACCGAGUUCUCAUUUUAUUUCAGACGCUAAUUAGACAAGUCCUCCAAGGAUUUGCCGCUGGGCCCAAGCUGAAGCUGUUCAUGACAAGCCCUAAUAGGAGUCAUAGACUAAUCUAUAGAGUUGAUCAAGCCAAAGAAAGUAUUCGGCUAAACGCAGCAGGCUUAGGCGACAUACGCGGAGGUGGUGAUAGAUUGAUGCGAGAAAUACGAAGGGCAAAGUCACCGCAGCCUCUCAUUUAUUGA
Messenger RNA from Trichoderma asperellum CBS 433.97, 1980 nucleotides. RefSeq lists its product as uncharacterized. NCBI's taxonomy places the organism in Eukaryota, Fungi, Ascomycota, Sordariomycetes, Hypocreales, Hypocreaceae. The record is from RefSeq and is a predicted model, not a curated record.